This is a messenger RNA of Mesocestoides corti, 441 nucleotides long. The record is from the annotation of a GenBank genome assembly. NCBI's taxonomy places the organism in Eukaryota, Metazoa, Platyhelminthes, Cestoda, Cyclophyllidea, Mesocestoididae.
AUGCCCUUUUCUCAGUUAACGGAAGAGCAGCAAAUAAACAUUGCAAUGCGAAUGGGGCUGAUCGCCACUCUUCCUGUAUUUAUUUUUGAUGAAAUCGUUCACGAAAAAUUAACUGAGUGCGUAAUUUGUAUGUGUGACUUCGUGAAUGGUGAGGAGCUGCGGAGUAUGCCGACGUGUUCUCACACUUUCCAUCGCACUUGUAUUGACGAUUGGCUCAGUCGCUCCCCCACCUGCCCUUCGUGUUUGCAGGAACUGCGGUUCCCCUUGCAGCCACCAGUUCCACCUUCUCAGCCUGAACUCCCGUCGGACGGCGAUAAUGUGGCAACCACAUCGGGAGCGGCAGGUCGCCAACCCUCUCCAGAUGAUCCGCGUACAUUGCGGCAACACCAAGUUAAGGAGAGAGCUAAACCAAGGUCGUCUGCCUCGACUCUUCCCUCCUAA